Molecule: messenger RNA, 3444 nt
Organism: Anopheles nili
Lineage: Eukaryota; Metazoa; Arthropoda; Insecta; Diptera; Culicidae
Gene: pic
Product: DNA damage-binding protein 1
Exons: 4
Coding region: 1-3417 (1138 amino acids)
Biological process (GO): proteasome-mediated ubiquitin-dependent protein catabolic process; DNA repair
Cellular component (GO): site of double-strand break; nucleus
Molecular function (GO): protein binding; nucleic acid binding
Source: RefSeq, a predicted model, not a curated record
AUGUCAUACAAUUACAUUGUGACUGCCCAGAAACCCACAGCGGUUACCGCUUGUGUUACCGGUAAUUUCACUUCACCCAACGAUCUUAAUUUGAUUGUGGCUAAGAGUUCCCGACUGGAAACUUACUUAGUAACACCGGAAGGACUACGACCAAUAAAAGAAAUUGGUAUCAAUGGGAAAAUCGCGGUUAUGAAACUCUUCCGCCCAGCAGGUGAAACAAAAGAUUUGAUUUUUAUCUUAACACAUCGGUACAACGCCAUGAUCCUACAAUGCGCAGUGCAGGGAGAUGAUAUCGAAAUUAUUACUAAAGCACAUGGUAAUGUCGCAGAUCGUGUUGGUAAGCCGGCAGAAACAGGUAUUCUUGCGGUAAUAGAUCCGAAGGCUCGUGUUAUCGGAAUGCGAUUGUACGAGGGUCUGUUCAAGAUCAUUCCCUUGGAUAAGGACACAAACGAGCUAAAAGCGACCAGUUUGCGCAUGGAAGAAAUGCACGUGCAAGAUGUAGAGUUUUUGUACGGUACGGCGCAUCCGACGCUCAUUGUGAUUCAUCAGGACAUAAAUGGGCGUCAUAUAAAAACUCACGAAAUAAGCUUAAAGGAUAAAGAGUUUACUAAGAUCGCUUGGAAACAGGAUAACGUUGAAACGGAGGCGACCAUGCUGAUUGCUGUACCGAUGCCGCUGGGUGGGGCCAUUGUGAUUGGCCAAGAAUCGAUUGUGUAUCAUGACGGUGACAGUUACGUAGCGGUCGCACCAGCAAUUAUAAAGCAGAGUACGAUUAACUGCUACGCGCGAAUCGACAGUAAAGGUCUUCGAUAUUUGCUAGGAAAUAUGGCCGGCAAUUUGUUCAUGAUGUUCCUCGAGACGGAGGAGAAUACGAAAGGCCAGACAACUGUGCGGGAUAUCAAGGUAGAACUACUGGGUGAAAUAACUAUCCCAGAAUGUAUCACUUACCUGGACAAUGGUGUCCUCUUUAUUGGAUCGCGCCAUGGUGAUUCGCAGCUGGUGAAAUUGAACACCACCGCCGGUGAAAAUGGCGCUUACGUGAUGCUAAUGGAAACAUUCACCAAUCUCGCACCGAUCGUGGACAUGUGUGUUGUCGACUUGGAGCGCCAAGGCCAGGGACAAAUGAUCACUUGCUCUGGUAGUUUCAAAGAGGGUUCACUGCGUAUCAUUCGAAAUGGUAUCGGCAUCCAAGAGCACGCGUGCAUUGAUCUUCCUGGCAUCAAGGGAAUGUGGGCGCUGCGCGUUGGCAUCGAUGACUCGCCGUACGACAAUACACUUAUCCUAUCCUUCGUGGGCCACACACGUGUUUUAACAUUGUCGGGCGAUGAAGUCGAGGAGACAGAAAUUGCUGGAUUUAUCGGCGAACAGCAAACAUUCUACUGUGCGAAUGUAUCUCACGGGCAGAUCCUUCAGGUAACGCCUAGCUCGGCACGAUUGAUUUCAGUCGAUAACAAGUCCAUGACCUAUGAAUGGAAGCCACCAGAUAACAAGCGAAUUGGCGUCGUUUCCGCUAAUUCGACUCAAUUAGUCUGUGCUUCGGCGCAGGAUGUGUACUACAUUGAGAUACAUGAAGGCCAGCUGCUAUAUCAGAGUCAGACAACGCUUAACUUCGAGGUAGCAUGUUUAGAUGUGUCACCGCUGGAUGAUAAUGCAAGCCGUUCGGAGUUUGUGGCCGUUGGUCUGUGGACGGACAUUGCGGCUUGCGUACUAAAGGUGCCGACAUUGGAAUUGUUGCACAAAGAGAAACUCGGAGGAGAAAUCAUCCCUCGAUCGAUCUUAAUGGCUGCAUUCGAGGGGAUAAAUUAUCUCCUGUGCGCACUUGGGGAUGGUUCAAUGUACUAUUUUGUGCUAAACAAGAACACUGGAUCACUGUCGGAACAAAAGAAGGUGACCCUCGGUACACAGCCCACCAUCCUGAAGACCUUCCGGUCGCUUUCCACGACAAACGUGUUUGCUUGUUCGGAUCGACCGACAGUGAUCUACAGUUCGAACCACAAGCUAGUAUUUUCGAACGUCAAUUUGAAGGAGGUCAAUCACAUGUGUUCGCUUAAUGCGGAAGCGUACCAAGAUUCUUUGGCACUUGCAACUAGAAAUUCCGUCAUCUUUGGCACAAUAGACGAAAUUCAAAAGCUGCACAUUCGAACGGUGCCACUCGGAGAAUCGCCGAGGCGUAUUGCGUAUCAGGAGGCAUCGCAGACGUUUGGUGUUAUAACGUUCCGGAUGGACAUACAGGACUCAAGCGGCCUCACACCCGCGCGACAGAGUGCCUCGACCCAAACAAACAACAUCACGCAAUCGAGCAGCAUGGGCUUGUUGAAACCUGGUGCUAGUAGCACUGAAUUUGGACAGGAAGUGGAAGUCCAUAAUUUGCUUGUCAUUGACCAAAACACAUUUGAGGUACUGCAUGCGCACCAGUUUAUGCAAGCGGAGUACGCACUCUCAUUGAUGUCCGCCAAAUUAGGCAACGAUCCUAAUACAUACUACGUUGUUGGAACUGGAUUGGUCAAUCCAGAGGAGCCCGAACCGAAAAUAGGACGUAUCAUUAUCUACCGCUACGCGGACAAUGAACUAAAAUUAGUCAGCGAGAAGGAAAUCAAGGGCGCCUGCUACUCACUAGUAGAGUUCAAUGGACGCGUACUGGCGUGCAUAAACUCAACUGUGCGAUUAUUUGAAUGGACCGAUGACAAAGAUCUUCGAUUGGAGUGCAGCCAUUUCAACAACGUACUAGCUCUAUUUUGUAAAACGAAAGGUGACUUCAUUUUGGUUGGAGACUUGAUGCGCUCUAUCACAUUGCUGCAAUAUAAACAGAUGGAAGGUAGCUUUGAGGAAAUAGCGCGCGAUUAUCAACCAAACUGGAUGACGGCAGUUGAGAUCCUGGACGACGACGCUUUUCUCGGUGCGGACAACAGCAACAAUCUGUUCGUUUGUCUUAAGGACAGCGCGGCAACGACAGAUGAAGAGCGUCAACAGAUGCCAGAGGUGGCCCAGUUCCAUCUAGGAGAUAUGGUGAACGUGUUCCGCCACGGAUCUUUGGUAAUGCAAAACAUUAGCGAACGCACAACGCCCACGACUGGUUGUGUCCUGUUUGGUACGGUAAACGGAGCGAUCGGGCUGGUCACUCAAAUUCAGAGUGAUUUUUACGAGUUUCUAAGAAAAUUGCAAGAAAAUCUUACGAACACUAUCAAAUCCGUCGGCAAAAUUGACCCAUCAUACUGGCGUAGUUUUCAUACCGAGAUGAAGACAGAACGCUGCGAGGGUUUCAUCGAUGGAGAUUUGGUGGAAAGUUUCCUCGACUUGAACAGGGAAAAAAUGCGUGAAGCCUCGUUGGGACUUGAAAUCGACGUCGAAGGUUCAAAGCGUAAUGCCACGGUUGAUGAUAUAAUCAAAAUUGUGGAGGACCUUACCAGAAUACAUUAGAGUAAAGGGACGUUGGUGGAGGGCAAG